AUGAUGUUUCUGGGAUGGCACACAACCAAGUUGCUGUCGGGGACCAGGAAAAAUGUAACUUUAGCGUUAGCAAGAAAAUGGAGCUUCACAAAGGAGUUGCGUCAUUUUGCAGCUAGCUACUUGUUAGAAGAGGACGUUGGGAUUAACCAUUUUAUGAGCGACUUCUUAGGUGAAAAUGGGUUCCAUGGGGAAGAAACAAAAAAGGACCUUGUGUGCAUCUUUAAAUAUAAAUGUGAAGAUUUUCACGUCUAUGAAAUUGGGAAAGAUAAAAAUGUUUUGAAUUUGAGCUAUGUUAGGAAAAGGGUGCAAUGUGAACGUUGGAGUGACCACGCUAGUGGCGACACGAGAGACAGCCUGGAAAAGGUAGAUGGCGGUGAUAAGGAUACACGAAAGGAGAAAAUAAUAGUCGAGAAACUUGGAUCUGCGCAAGAGCGGGGAGACCACGAUGGAUGCAACAUAUCAAUACCGGCAGAUGGGGAGAGUAACUCGGCAGAAGAGAAAAACGAAUGGAUAAAUUUUAUUCUGUAUAAGGUGAACAAGGACACACAAGAAGCCAUUAGGGAAAUUAGCAAAAGUACGAACAUCCCCAUAAAGGAUUUUUACUACGCAGGUUUUAAAGACAAAAGAAGUGUGUCCACGCAAAUCAUUUCCACUAGCAUGAUUCACAUUCAUAAAAUAAGGAACAUGAUGAACAGUGAUGUCUCGAAUCAUAAAAGAAUGAAAAAUAUACAAAUUUGUAGUCUCGAAAAGGUGCACAAAAAAAUCGAGUUAGGUGCACAUAGUGGCAAUCGAUUUGUGGUAGUUCUGAGAAAUGUACAAAACCAUGAGGAUUAUUUAAGGCAUAAAUUGGACCAGAUUAAAAUACAUGGGUUUAUAAAUUAUUUUGGAAUGCAAAGAUUUGGAGUAUAUAAGAAUACCUUCAAUAAAGGGAAGGCCUUAAUACGACGGGACUACAAAGGAUAUAUAGGGCAUGUCUUAGAUCCUCACAUUUUUGAAAAUAAAAAGUUUUAUGGAAAUGUUACUAAAGACAAUCUGACGAUUUUCUUGAAAAAUGCUUGUGACAUAUAUAAGAAAAAGAACGCUACCUUUGCAUUUCGUUAUUUGUCUCACAAAACGAAUAAGCUGCUUAAGAGGUGCGACGCCAUUCCGCGUGACGAGCUGGGCAACCCGGCUAGCGCGAACAAGCACCUCUUUUCGUAUCUGACCAAUUCGGAGUACGAGGCGUACAUCCUCCUGCGCAAUUUGUACAUGUGCGAGAAGAAUAGCCGCGGCAGGCGAAGCGGUGAUAGCUGUGGUAGCAGUCUAACCCUUUGCAGUGAUGGACACAGCAAAGCGAAUGAACUCGCUGAUACGGAGAAGGGCAAACGUUUGGUCGACAGUGCACAGUAUGACCCCGGUAGGAAGCAUAUUAACACGCCCGAGGAAGAAACCCAUUUUUACCAGAACGAGAAGACAUGCGUCAAAGGGGUGAGCAUGGAGACAAGGAGAUUUCACAUGCAUUCUUACAGCGCGAAGAUAUUCAACAUGUUAACCUCAUAUCGGUUGGACAAUUUCGGUGCCGCGCCUGUAAAGGGGGACUAUGUCUUUGUGAAGGAGGUACAGUCGCAAGGGGGGGAAGCAAAAGCGCAGCAUAAUUACAUAGCUGUGUUGUAUGACACGGGGGAAAGCGACGGAAAGUGUAGUAGCGGAAGGGGUAGCAGCGGUGGUCAUGGAUCUCUCCACUGCGAUGGCCCAUUGAAAGGUGUAAACAUUUAUAAUGUUGUUUUGCCCGUCCUGGGCAGCAUGCCCCCCAGGCUCUCCUACCUAAACGUGUUUAAAAAUAUGUACAGAAAACAUAGAGGAAGCCAAGUAAGACUCGUUUUUUUAGAAAUAUUACUCUACCUGAUGUAUACCCUCCAUGAAGAUGAGCUGUUUAGGGUUCACGACGAUAAGGUCGCAAGUGAGUUCCUACAACAUUUGAUAAAAAGAGAAGAAAAGAAAAAUGUUAACCAGUCCAUUCGACUAGCUAGCGAAAAUAUAUUAAGUAAUGCUAUUCCGAUUAAACAAGCCUUACAUACAAUAAAGAAAUUUGACAGUUACGUCAAUUCGUUUGAAUACGAGUAUGGAAUGACUUGUGUCUUUAGAAACAUAGUCUCGCGGCCAGCCAAUCUGUAUUUCUGCUUCUGUCAGUAUAAGGAACCAAAGAGGAAAUUCCUGUCCGACUUGUAUGCCGCCUCUAAUUUUGAGGAAAAUGAAAGUUCAAAGGGGAAUGUACAUGCCCAUCGGUGUAAGGAAAAGGGAGUAUGCAAUAAUGGGCACAUGAAGAGCGUCCCGACUUCAGACUGUAAGUAUAGCGAAAUAUCUGUACGUGGUGAUGAAGCUGAACAGGCAGACAGGGAUGUGAAUGGCAAAUAUUCACAAAAUGUGGAUGCAAGGGGGUAUAACAAUACUUCCCCAGAGGACAAAAAGGAAAAUAUGAGCAGUGAACGUUUUCAAAGUCAAAGAAGCAAUAAAGGAAGCAAUCAAAGCAGUAAAGAAAAAAUGAAAAAAUGCGAGCGAAAUUUGGGUGCCCUGAUAUUAAGCUUUAGUCUGAACUCCUCCUCCUAUGCCAGCAUGUUGGUGCGGGAGUUGUACGGAAAACGCAAUGAACUCCUGGUUUAUAAUUUGAUUAAAAAUUGUGAGGAGUAUGACAAAGAAGUUGGAAUGUUAGAAAAGAAGAGAUAG
This is a messenger RNA of Plasmodium fragile, 2703 nucleotides long. RefSeq lists its product as uncharacterized. NCBI's taxonomy places the organism in Eukaryota, Apicomplexa, Aconoidasida, Haemosporida, Plasmodiidae. Gene Ontology annotation, molecular function: RNA binding; pseudouridine synthase activity. The transcript has a single exon. Gene Ontology annotation, cellular component: nucleus. Bases 1 to 2703 code for a protein of 900 amino acids. Gene Ontology annotation, biological process: pseudouridine synthesis. The record is from RefSeq and is a predicted model, not a curated record.